UCGUAGUGGACCUGCUGUGCAGUUAUGAUGAAGUCAGACAAGCUUUUGAGUGGCAGACACUCUUCCCCGGGUCUUACAUUCAAAAGCUUGUCUUUCUUUAUCCAAGUUACAUCGUUAGUCCAAGCAAAGAGCUUGCCCUCAGAAACCCUCGCCUCGCAUCGUUUCUGGACCACCGUGGCUACAACAUCAGUCUCACCCUCUUGCAAUACAGGAAAGCCUGAUGAUGAGGAAAAGUGGCAAACUUGAGAGGGGUGGCAUUAAGAGGCAGGCUUCCCUGAAUCCUAAUAGUGCAGCGAGUUGGAGGAUUUGGAUGGAAACACACUGGAAAGUGAACACUGGGGCUUUCUUGUAUAACCUUUUUCUUUUUUGGAAAAUGACACCACUUCCAGGUCUGAAUUAAAAUGAGCUACACAGUGUUUUAAGAGCUUCUUCACUAUUCAUUUUAGUUUUUUGCCCAUUUUUGGCUCAAUUUAAUUGGCUCGCAAUGUACUUCGCUCAUACAGAUACGGGAUAAGUGUAUAAUACACUUAAAUGCAGAAGGCAGCUCCAGUUCAGAUUUAUCGCCCAGUGUUUCCAUUACAAUAGAUGUUAUCUCUCUGCAUGUCAGUUAAAUGCAUAAAUCAAUUAAGUGCAUAGCAUCUUUCAACCUUGCCAUCUAUUUUGUAACAUAACUGUAUUCUGGUUAACUGCAUGGAAAUAGGGAAAGUGAAGCAGCUGUUUGAAGCCUUAAAAAUGAUGAGAGCUACUCAAUUUCAUGGCUAUUAUCUCCCCAUAUUUUCAAGGUUUCUAAUAGUAGGCCCCAAACUAAUUAUUAGCAGCCUUGAAAUGAGAAGUCAGUUUGGGGGCUACCAAUAGCACAGCACUAUAAAUAAUGCUCAUUAAGCGUGCACUGCAGCAGCCUCAAAACUCAAACCUUCUUGCCUUUUCAAAAGGCCUACUAGUCAAUUCCAGGGCUCUUAGAAGCCUUGAAGAUGAAGGGAAGGGGCCAUUUUGCAGCUACUAAUAGCAAACAAAGAAAGUGCGGAGUACUUAUAGUUUUGGCUUUUUUUUUACAUAGUUUGGAUAAAUACUCCAGGUAUGUACAUAGCCUUUUUCAACUUUGAGGCUGUGUAUCUAAAUGCAGCAUGACCAGGCAUAUAAAACUUAAAAUUUUUUAUUGUCUAACUAGCUCUUAAGUGACCCAAAUUACAUAAUGUUUAAUUUAGACAUGGUCUUGAUUUCUUUUCUUUGAUUUAUUUAAACUUGCAAUUCUAGUAUUGUGUUAAUAAAGGCAUGAAUAUACAAUUUUCUUGACAAAAAAGGAAGAUGGAGGAGAAGAGAGGAAAGGAGAAAUGUAGAUGUUACACUCUAUAGCAGUUGUGUGCACAGGUUUUCAUUCGGGCAAAGUAUCUGGCUUUCAGUAUUUUUUUAUAAGGAUAUUACCCAUCCUUAUUAAAUACUAGUCUCAUUUGAAGUUCAGAGAGUUCUGUUCUUUAAAUCAUUUUUAUGUAAAAAAGUAAUAUGCCGCUUCUAAAAGCAGAAGUGUAUAUUUUUUUUCCUAUUGGGGUAACUGAAAUUUAUUAAAAAGGAAAGUUUCAGCUUAGAAGAAGUACUAGAAAAAAGGACAUUACGCAGACUUACUGCAAACUUAAUGAUUGCAUUUAUACAUAUGAUAAUGUGCAUUUGUAAUACUUUGCACAGUAUUAUACUUCAGUUAUUAUAAAAAGGUUAUCCUUAAGUGCCACAAACAGGCUGGAAAGAUGAUAAUACUGUAUGCCACAGUUCAGAUAUUUUAAACUCAUUUUGAUGCUUACCAGAGUAAUGGAUUUGAGGCAGCUAUUUCAAGAAUUACAAAACAAAUAUAUGAGCGCCAAAGAUUUUUGUGGCUGGUAUCUUUUAUUGGACCAACUGCAUGGUUUGGAUAGACCUGGACAAACUUUUUGAAUGUGGUGUGUAUUUUUCUUCCUGUCACUUCAGGACCAUCAAAGCUACAUCACUUGAACACUACCAAAACAAGUAUACUUUUUUCCAAGUAACCCUGAAAACUGUCAGUGUCCUGAGCAACCGGCAUUUAGUCAAAUAAGGUAGACUUCUAUUUUCAAGUGUAGCUUUAGAAAUACGACUUUGUGACUCGUAUGUUUUUAACACACAGGCAUGAUGUUUAUGCUACAUUAAACUCGCUGAACAUUCUUAAUGCGUGACCUGGGCUGUUUCAAGGAUUUUUAUGUGCCGUUAAAGAGGAAUGUUGCUGUAACUGUCAAAGAACAUGAUGCAGAAUCCUUUAACGGUUUCUGGAGAUAAAUCCUCUUCCGGGACGAUACAAAGUGGAAAAGGUUUUCAGAAUAAAAGCCACUUUAGGACCAUCGCACCAAAAAUGGUACUAAAAGUUACAACAUCAGAAAUGGUUUCUUGUCUUCAGCCUUCUCUGCCUGAGCAAAGUACUGUUAGAGCUGCAAGCUCUAAACCACUUAUAGUGCCAACACAAAAUUAUGCUCUGAUGCAAGUUACUGGUCAUGAAGGAACUUUUUCUCUUGUGGCCUUGCCACAGGUUACUCCUGCACUAACCCAGCAAAUCCAUCAGUCAAACAUGUCCCCUUCUGAAAACCUCAAACUUCCUAUUCCUAGGUAUCAAUCUCUAAGAAGCAAAUUGCUGAUAGACAAAAAAACAACUCAAACCACUGCUUCAGGUACACAUAACAAGAUUCUUGUCAAGACACGGACUUCAUCACAGAUGCCACCAGUGACUGCCUCUACUGAAGACCAUUCUGAAACUCAAUCUAUGACUCGUGCAUCUGAACAAAUGAUAUUACUGGAUCAGGGGUCAACUGAAGUUACAGUUGCUACUUUGCUAAGCGAAAGCAACAAUGUCGAAUCUGAACCUCCUUUAUUGAGCAAAACGGACACUGCUAAAGCUAAUGUGUCAGAACCAUCUGCAGCUAAGGAACCUUUAUCCAAGCCAGUGGGUGUAAGUGAUCCACUGAAACUAAACUUACAUUCUAUGGAAACAGCAAAUGAAACCACAGGAAGCUCAAUUGUUGUAUGUGAGAAAGUUAAAGAAAAAACAGUGAAUUCUGCAAACUCUGUCACUGUCCUGUCACCAGCUGUUUUGGGCAACCCUGUGCAAUUGACUCCCUCUACACCAAAAGGAAAACUGCCUAUUUUGCCUUAUUCAAGAAUGAAAAAAACAAUGUUUUAUAAAUCUAAACCAAAUUCUAACAUUGCAAAUGCUGCUGCUCCUGUGCAACCGUCUGAUUGUGAAAAAAUGCCAUCUUUGGUGAAAACCUUAACUGUUUCUAGCAAAGUUUCUGGUAAACUGUUACCUAUAUCUUUUGCACAAGUCUCCAAACAACCCACGUGUGAAAAUGCCCUCUGUCCAGCAAGUAAAGUAGAUGUUGAUAAUCCAAAGAAAUUGAAUGCUGCAGCCUUGAAGAGAAGAGGCAGAAAACAAAGAAUCCCAGAUGAUAUAUUGGCCUUUCAGACCAAAAGAAAGAAGCGCAUUGUUAAUAAGUUUAGAGAAGGUAAAGAGAAAAUAAAAGUUGAUCCUCAGGAACCAAAACACAGAAAGGGAGAUGAAGUAAAAAAAUACCGUAGUAUUAGGCCAAAACCUGUUGUUGUUAUGCAGGCUUUAGCUCCACUAACAUCUGCAGCCAUAAUUGGGUCCAAAUCUCCUGACCAGGUAAAACAAGACACUUAUUUGAAUAAUUCACUUCCCAAUAAAUAUUUAAGUCAUAAACAGAGUGAAGAUGUUUCUGCUAAACCAAGUGAUUUGUGUAGGAAUAUAUUUUCUACUGUACCUAAGAUGUGGCAUAAGUGCCAUGUCUGCAACCACAACUUCCAGUUUAAACACCAUCUUCAGGACCAUAUGAACACACACACAAACAGGCGACCAUACAGUUGUCGAAUUUGCCGUAAAGCAUAUAUUCAUUCAGGAAGUCUAAGCACACACAUGAAGCUUCAUCACAGUGAAGGUCGACUCAAGAAACUGGUGUGCUGUGAAUUCUGUUCUAAAGUAUUUGGACACGUAAAAGUAUAUUUUGGCCAUUUGAGGGAAGUGCACCGGGUUGUUAUCAGCACUGAGCUCUCCACUAGUGAACAACAGUUGCAGGAUGCUUUAAAGAUCAGAGACAUAAAUAUAAAAGGGGCAGAUGAAUCAAUAGAGAGGGAAAAUAAAUGCAAUUUUGAAGAUCUGUUUCAUAGUCAAGGAGAAGUUAAAGUACAGAUCAAAUGUGGCCAAUGCCAGUUUACUGCGCUGUCCUUUGCUGAAAUGAAGUUUCAUUUGCUGCGUGCUCAUGGAGAGGAGAUCCAAGGAAGAAUAAAGGAUGGAAUUCUACAAGGAGGCAUGGGACCACAGGAGGAACUGAUCAAACAUGCAACUCAUUUCUGGAAGCAGCACAAUGAGCGGCGAAAUCUGGUGAAACGUGCCCCUUAUGAGGAGUUCUAUACUUUUCCAAAAUUGAGAAGGCAAAUCUGUCUUCAUCAUGAAAAUAAUGGUGAUAUACUAACUAAAAAUGAGGUAAUUCAGUCAGGGAACAGUGAACCAGCAAAGGAGUUGCAAAAUAUUGGCUCUGCGCCACAAACUAAAAAAAUUCAAAUUUGGUCUAAAGCAGGAUAUAACUGCAUUUUAUGCAAGCAGGUAUUUGGAAGAAAAGAGGACCUUUGUGGUCAUUGGCAGAGUUGCCAUAAUUGUGAAGACCCUUCUGUUCUUUGGACUAUUUUUAAUUCAUUCUUCAAACAGGGGGUUAGUGAACUUUCUAAUACCGAAAAAUGAAGCAUUGACAACAUUCAGCUAGAAAAGUAUUCACCUCCAAGUUUACUGAAUGAUUUGUGUCUCAUUCACAGUAUCUCAAAAACUGACUCAAAAAAGUGUCACUUUUUUCAGUCAACAAUAAUGCUGUUUGUACAUAUGGUUUCGAUCUGUUUUGCUAAAUAGAAAACUGUGUAUUUGUAUUGUUGAUCUUUCCAGAUACGCACACACAAACCUGUUUUAUACCAGUGCACUAAGGGCGUUUAUAGACAUGCUCCGGGAGGUGGGGCUGGUGGGGGGGCGCUUUAAUUAGCAAGCCACAAUAAUUAAAAGUGCCUGAGUGUCACGUGUAUCAGUGUCCCCACACUCAAAAAAAAAAUGGCAGCAGGACACUUUGAACUAAAGCAUGUUCGACAAGCUUUAGUUCAAAGCACCCCACUGCCAUUUUUCAGUGCAGGUACACUGCACGUUAAAUUCAGUGUGUUAAUUUCCAUGCUCCGGCAGACUCAAUUAAUCGAGUCUGCUCCCACGUGCUGGAUUUAUAGCACGUGGGAGCAGCCUCCCUGCAUGUCUGUAAGUGCCUGAGAUGUUCGUGCAUUCAGAACUUCAAGCAGAAACAAGGAGGCAAAAUGCUAGAAGUUGAAAUUGUGAAGAAAAAAGAGCUA
Alligator sinensis (Chinese alligator) is the source of this 5388-nucleotide messenger RNA. It is a transcript of the gene ZNF438, whose product is annotated as zinc finger protein 438. The record is from RefSeq and is a predicted model, not a curated record. Gene Ontology annotation, molecular function: sequence-specific DNA binding; DNA-binding transcription factor activity, RNA polymerase II-specific. Gene Ontology annotation, biological process: regulation of transcription by RNA polymerase II. NCBI's taxonomy places the organism in Eukaryota, Metazoa, Chordata, Crocodylia, Alligatoridae. The transcript is spliced from 4 exons. Gene Ontology annotation, cellular component: nucleus. The coding region runs from base 2246 to 4747 and encodes 833 amino acids.